This is a messenger RNA of Topomyia yanbarensis, 1429 nucleotides long. RefSeq lists its product as uncharacterized. Bases 628 to 1269 code for a protein of 213 amino acids. Lineage: Eukaryota; Metazoa; Arthropoda; Insecta; Diptera; Culicidae. The transcript has 3 exons. Gene Ontology annotation, molecular function: DNA binding. The record is from RefSeq and is a predicted model, not a curated record. Gene Ontology annotation, biological process: regulation of transcription by RNA polymerase II. Gene Ontology annotation, cellular component: nucleus; transcription regulator complex.
UACAUGAUAGCCGCCGCUUUACUUUCGUUUUUUCGUCCAACAUUGGGUGAUGCCGAUUCGAUUUGAAGUUUAUUAAUCGAUAGUAUCGCGUCAGGUCGGUAGUAAAAAUCGAUAUUAUCAUCGUAUUCAAGUGUUUCAAAUCGAUUAAAGUUCCAUUAACGCGAUCCGUCAGUCUUCUAUCACCAGUACAAUAGCCAGUCAAUGGAACGUAAAAUUUAGUUACAGAUAGUUCCUGUGAAGACGGUCACACAGAACAUCAACGAUCCAAAUCAUCCUGACAUCCGCAGUGCGAGAAUGCGCAACUUAACGGAAUAGUGACGUGAUGUCGGCGCCUUGUUCUGUUGACUAAACUGGUGUAUCGUACUUUACAUAAUCGAUUGUAAUCAUAAUCGAUCAUUUUGUUGGUGAUUUUUGCGGUAACUUGAUGCUUGCACACAGGUGAUCGCAUUUGUGGUGUGUAGUGGUGUAAAGAGAAAAUUAUUUCGUCAUAAAGCUAUACGUCAUAUAGCACAGUGGGUGAAAAUAGUGCAAUACAACGGUAUAGAGCAACAAAAGGAUCUUUGCUGUGUUUUUGUUUACCUCAAGCCAACGAGACGUAGUGUGUUAGAAUCAAGUGCGCGGUGAGCAAUGGCCCCACGAAGCAACAUCUGGAUGUAUUUCACCAAGGGUGUUCUGUCCGGGGAAUGUAACGAAUGUGGAGCAACGAUUAAAACGAUGGGAAAUACCAUGAAUAUGUGGAAUCAUCUGCAAAGGCGCCACCCCAGAGAGUAUGCGAUGGCGCGAGGGCAGCAGCCUGCUGAGUUCGAGUCUACAGAUCAUGAUCCUCUGGCGGCUGAGGUGGUUGUUGAAGCAACUGGAACUGUGCUGGAAGAUGGAUCCUUUCAAAUGGAUAUCAACAACACUACUCAACAUAUAACAGAGGAAUCACUAGAUGAAAUAAAACACCUACCGAAGUCUACUCCGGUUCGGUCGACCAAGAUGGCUCAAGUGAAACGGCGUCUCACCUGUCCUGAACAUGUGUCUCCGAAAUUUUCAUCUCCAACUAGCAAUCGCCACUCGACUACUGCAGGCGGUGAACAGCAAUCGGUACAGAAAGUAGAGAAACCCGACAGUUUUCAAGUGUUUGGAAAUUUUGUGGCAGAAGAACUACGUAAAAUUCCGGACCUAGUACUAGCGAAUCAAGUACAGCGGAAGCUGAACCGUUACCUGAUGGACUGUAUGGACGAGGUGGACGCGGCCUACUGUCAUCAAUCGAUAAGCAACAAUUAGAGUGUUUAUUUUUAAAUGUUUGCUCCCCCACGUUCCAAAUACUGAAGCAGCUUUUUGUUAUAAUUCAAACUAAAUCCUUCGAAUCGAUAGGAUUAAUAGGAGAACGCUCCACAAUCCGAUUAGAAUAAGAAAAAAACAAUGAUUAAGAAUUUGAACAGUU